UUCAAUUCAGUCGUUUUUAAGCUUUCGCGUUGUGCAGUCGUGUUGGACGCAGUGAGCGCUUACCAGCAGAAGAAAUUGAGUUGACUGUGCGGUGUGAAAGAAUAAGCUGCAAUUAUAGUUAGUGCCGGAAUCGGAAGAAGAAAGAAUUUAAUUCGCCAUAAAAGUGCUGAUGUGUUUUAUAAUUUUUAGAAGUGAAAAAUUGUCAAAGUUUUAAGUACAAUAAACGAGUUUGCUGCCUUUGAGCUGGUGAAAAAAGGUGCGCCACACACAUAAACCACGCGAGAGCCGUCUUCUCCUUGCAGCAGUUCCACAAGAAUAUUCUGGUGUAGCCACAAAGCAAAAAAUUAAACAACAGCAAGGGCAUAUAAAAAUAGCUACAAUAGACAAAAAGACGGACUCGAAGCGUAAACAAUUUUUGCUUACAAAAGGUCUAUUUACUGCCAGACUUCAACUAAAUUGAGCACCCACUUCAGAUCAGCUGCCCAGAAGUGCGUGUGAUCCAAAACAGCUGUGUCUUUGAAAGCACUCGUGACUGAAGUGUGUGCCAAGGAAUCAAAUACAACAACCACAAAAAGAAUUUCUACAAAUUUUUCACAUACAACACAUGCAUAAGUGUGCGUGGUUUGUCUAAAGUGGUGGUAAGCUCGAAUUUCAAGUAGAUUUGUAAUCAGCAAACCAGCCAAUAGAACGGUGAAGUAAGAGGCAAUUGGUGUAAAAUAAAUAACGAAAGUGUGUGACGGAAGACGCGCUACCGAAAUGGAUCACUAAAUAAAAAAAAAGAUUGGAAAAACACGAGUGUCGUGGAAAAACAUACACUGCCAUUACAAAUUUUCCUAGCUCAUCCAUAGCAGGAGGAAUUUUUACAGCAACACGCAAGCAAAUAAAAACAAAAACUAACAUGUUUCUGCCAGUUAAAUCAAAUAUCUCAACGGAGAAUAAUUCCGCGGGUGGCAACAAUGAGGACGUCACUACCACCAGCAACAAUUCCACACAAACACCAAGCGACUUAAGCCCACCGGGUCCGAAUGAGGAGGUCUUGCCGCAGGCGCAUCAUCAAAAUCCCGGCCACUGCAUCGCCUCCUUUGCGGCCAUCAAUCAAAUGCGCAACAACACGCAGCUUUGCGAUGUUUCUCUGGAAGUGGGCGGCGAAACUAUACAAGCUCACAAAGUGGUACUUGCCUCUGUUUCACCAUAUUUCUAUGCCAUGUUCAACGAUGAUAUGCUGGAACGCAACCAGGGCGCAGUGCGUUUACACGAUGUCGAUGUGACGGCGCUGCGUCAACUCAUCGAUUACACCUACACUGGUGAGAUCACCAUAACCGAAGACAAUGUGCAGGUGCUCUUGCCCGCCUCCAGCUUGUUGCAAAUUCAUUCAGUUCGCGAGGCGUGCUGCAAGUUCUUGCUGCGCCAGCUGCAUCCAUCCAACUGCCUGGGCAUACGCAGUUUUGCGGAUGCUCAUUCCUGCAAGGAACUACACACGCGAUCGCAUAAAUAUGCGCUACAAAACUUUCAGCAGGUCGUUGGCACCGAAGAGUUUUUACUUUUGCCAUUCGAUGAGGUUAAAGAUCUGAUAUCAAACAAUCAACUGAACAUUUGCUCCGAAGAGAAAGUAUUCAUUGCUGUGCUGAACUGGGUCAAGCACGAUCUGGCCGAACGUCAAUGCCAUAUAGCCGAAUUGAUGAGCCACGUACGCUUGCCAUUGGUGGGACGAGACUUCCUUAUGACUUGCGUCGAGACGGAAGCGCUCAUACGCGAAGACGGCCAAUGCAAGGAGCUCUUGCUCGAAGCCAUGAAAUACCAUUUACUGCCAGAACAGCGCAGCUUGAUGAGCAGUCAACGCACACAAGAGCGUCGGCCGGAGGGCAUGAAGCCAUAUGUGUUCGCCGUGGGUGGCGGCAGUCUCUUCGCCAUACACAACGAGUGCGAGGUGUAUAAUCCGCGCACGAAUGCUUGGACGCCCAUCGCACCGAUGUUGUGGCGCCGGUCACGUUCGGGUGUGACGGCGUUGCACAAACAGCUCUACGUCGUCGGCGGUUAUGAUGGCGUAAGCGAUCUAAGCACUGCCGAAUACUACAAUCCACUGAUUAAUAAGUGGACCAAUAUCACGCCGAUGGGCACGAAACGCUCGUGCCUCGGCAUUUGCGCCUACGAUGGACUGCUAUACGUUUGCGGUGGCUACGAUGGCGCAUCAUGCCUGAGCAGCAUGGAACGUUACGAUCCGUUGACGGGCAUUUGGAGUUCAUGUCCUGCAAUGAAUACGCGCAGACGCUACUGUCGUUUAGCGGUGUUGGACAAUUGCAUUUACUCUUUAGGUGGCUUCGAUUCUACCAACUAUCAGUCGAGUGUGGAGCGUUUUGAUCCGCGUGCGGGACGUUGGUUCCCCGUGCAGAGCAUGACAGCGCGACGCAGCAGCUGCGGUGUAGCCUCUUCCGACGGCUACUUGUAUUGCAUUGGCGGCAAUGAUGGCACGAUGUGCAUGUCGAGCGGAGAGCGUUUCAAUUUGCGGCGCAACGCGUGGGAACCAAUCGCCGCCAUGCAUUCCAGAAGGUCAACACACGAGGUGGUCGAGGUGGACGGUGCACUAUACGCUCUUGGCGGCAAUGACGGCUCAUCCUCGCUCAAUUCCGUGGAACGUUACGACACGCGCCUCAACAAAUGGACCGUAGUCAAUUCGAUGGUAGCACGUCGCAGCUCAGUCGGCGCUGCGGUGCUGGAGUGCUUCCAUCUCGAGCGCGGAUUGGUGCAGACAACGAACUUAUGACCUUUGUCGACAAUAGCCGAAACAUUUGCGGCGGCGGCAGCAGCAGCCGUARCAGUUGGAAAUGGUAGUGGCGGCAGCGCGGCAACGGUGAAUGGCGGCAGCAAUAAUCACCAAGCAACGACCAUAAAUGGCGUCACUUCGACGCUGACGAACAAUCUCAUCGUGCCGGGACGUGCAGUUAGUGGACGCAGCAUGCUGGGCGCAGCCGAAGUGAGCGGCAGCAUUGGCAGUCUGAUGAGCAGUAGCACGAAUGCGCUCAGCACUUCGGCGCCGACGACGACGUCCACAUUGCGACGUUUACGCGAACGCGAGAGGGAGAGGGAGCGUGAAAGAGAGCGCGACAGCAGCAGCGCAGAGAAUCGUGUGAAUGGCGUUGUGGUAGCCGGAAGCGGAAGUAGUAACGGUGCAGCAGCGGCUGGUGCAAGCGUAAAUGGCACAGGCAGCGCUACAGCUGGCAAACCACCGUCAACGGCUUGAUGUCUGCGCUUCAAGUGAUGCGAGCGGCGGGAGUAAAUCUAAUAAGUGCAGACUUAUUAAGCGAAAAUGUAGGAAUUGAGAGUUUGUGGGUGAGAUAAGUAGAAUAUGGAGAAAUAUGAGUAAGUAGCGGCUGAAGAAAGAGGUUAUAUGAAACUAUAGUCUGCGUCGUAGAGCCGCGCGUGGAAGUUAGUGGCAAGCUAAGCAGUAUUUCUAGUCAAACAAGGCAAGAUAUGUGUGUGUAAAUUGAGUUGGUUUUGAAGCAUGUUUGAGAUUGUGUUGGAAACUGUGCGCGUAGCAGUAAUGUAGUGGCUAGAACUUUCUUUAGAGUAUAUGCCGUAAUUGGCUCGUUAAGGCGUUUAUGGAAUUUUGCAAUUUUCCAUAACCUUUUUUAUGUAAUAAUAAAAUAUUUUUUUACAAACCUUCGCCCGCCACGACCAUACUAAUGCACACACAUUCAUUAGCACGUACAUACAUACAUUAGGGUGUUCAUUAUUUCCCAAUUGAUAUGAAUUUUAUAACUUUUAAAUGAAUGGUUUUCUGGGAAAAAUUAUUAAGAUAUUUUAUGUAAAGAAUAUCAGUGAAACGCAGACGAGGAUGCUCCAGACAUGUCAGAGCACUUCUGGAUGCCUACUGGUGUCUCCUAUCGAACAUCUGCACAGUGAGGAUCGUAAGCUCCCAGUUAAGCAAAUAAUGAAUGAACAAGCAGUUUCUGCUACGCUGUUUUCAUAUACGGUAUCAACUCUGCAGUCAACACGUUUCCUGGCCUAACGUUUGAUGACCUCAAUGGCAACUUAUCUAAACCUUACCACUCUAACSGCAAUUAGAUAACCGUUACUCAAACGCUUUUGCAGCUUGAAUGGGAUGUGCUAUUCUUUUCGGACAAUUAUUUGUUCCGGUCGUAGCAAAUUUCUUUGGAUGAACCUUUACCUCACCUUUCUUUACGUUAGCUUCUUUGUGAACUAAGUGAGUAAGAGCUGACCCUUUAGUUGAUAUUUUCAAAAAAAAAACAGAACAAAUAAAAAAAAAACUUGGCAAUCGACGAACACCCUAAUAUACAUACUUAUAUAAUUAAAAUCACGUUUUAUAUGUACAUACACACACACAUACGCAUUUAUACAAUUAAAUGUAAGUAUCUUUAAGCCGAUUGUGGGCGAAGAAAGAAUGUAAUUAAUGCAUACAAAUUUAAAAACGAAAAACUAACCUAAAAAAUAAAACUUUACUGCCCCUAUUAGCUAGUUUUACACUAAAAGAAAAAUGUUGAAAUGCAACCAAAAGUUGCUUCAUGAUUAUUUAGGGAAUGCGUAACAUAAGAUUUUGCCGUGAGGCAAAACAAAAGCAACAAAUUAUAAAAAAAUAAAAGAACGAUUUAAAAAAUAUAAUAUUAAAUUUUGGUGCGCAAGUAAUUCAAGCAAAUGGAAUCGAAUAGCGAAAAAUCUACAAAUAUUUAUUAAAAACAAACAUAUGUAAGUGUGUAUACAAAUACUACAUACAUAUGUACAUAUGUAAUG
Molecule: messenger RNA, 4746 nt
Organism: Bactrocera latifrons
Lineage: Eukaryota; Metazoa; Arthropoda; Insecta; Diptera; Tephritidae
Product: kelch-like protein 17
Exons: 8
Coding region: 899-2761 (620 amino acids)
Molecular function (GO): protein binding
Source: RefSeq, a predicted model, not a curated record